GUUUUACGUAUUGACUAGUUGAAAAAAAGAAGUUAUUUGCUUGUUAAAUUAAAUUGGCUAAUUUGUUCAAUUGUUAACGUUACUGCACUAGGCUAAACGCUAAUGCUAACUAUCUAGCUUGCUAACAUCGCGACCAUGUGCUCACUAAGCUAUUCGGAGAAAGAAGCUCUAGGGCUGAACAUCAUCGUAAAAGAAGAAGAGGAAGAAGCUUUAAGAAUAAAAAAUGAAGAAGAGGAGACUGUCACAUUAGAAGAAGAAGAGGUGGAUAUUACAGUGAAAGAAGAGAAAGAACCUUUUGGAGUAAAAGAGGAAGAGGAGGCUUUCUCAAUUAAAGAGGAGGAUGAGGAGGAGACUGAAGAUCCUGUUAACACCAGAGACAGACAUGACUAUGGUGGAUCCUCUGGGGAGCCUCAACAACAUCCUGAUGCUGACGAGGCAGAGAAGAGUCUCUCCAGAUCAGAACACCAGAUGGACAACGCUAGCCCUUCCUCCCUCCCGGAGUCCCCGUGUCAUUCCUCUCCCAGUAGCACCUUACUGCGAGAGGAGAAGAAGAAGAAAGGAUCAGUUUUGACACAUCAAAGAGAAAGACCAGACUCUGAGGAACCAGAGGAAGAAAUGUCCAAACCAGCAAGACCAUACCACUGCUCCCAGUGUGCAAAGAGUUUUACCCAGUUAGGGGACCAUGAAAAGACAUGA
Messenger RNA from Oncorhynchus gorbuscha (pink salmon), 696 nucleotides. RefSeq names its product zinc finger protein 428-like. The coding region runs from base 136 to 696 and encodes 186 amino acids. Lineage: Eukaryota; Metazoa; Chordata; Actinopteri; Salmoniformes; Salmonidae. The record is from RefSeq and is a predicted model, not a curated record. The transcript has 4 exons.